Molecule: messenger RNA, 2068 nt
Organism: Zingiber officinale
Lineage: Eukaryota; Viridiplantae; Streptophyta; Magnoliopsida; Zingiberales; Zingiberaceae
Product: BTB/POZ domain-containing protein At1g67900-like
Exons: 4
Coding region: 173-1915 (580 amino acids)
Source: RefSeq, a predicted model, not a curated record
CUCCAUAAAAACCUCCACGCACCUAGCUUUACUCACCAUUCCAUUCCUCUGUUUCUCUGUCCCUUAGGUUCUUCUAACACCCUCCCUUCCAUUGUCUCACCCUAAACAGGAAAAACUCUUCUACAAUCAGAAUUUGCUGUGACAGGUUAUGAACUGAAAUUUGUCGAAAAAAAUGAAGUUUAUGAAGCUUGGGAACAGACCUGAUUCCUUCUUCACCACUGAAGCAAUCAGGUCUGUUUCAUCUGAGGUCUCCACUGACCUCAAAAUCCAGGUGCAGAAGAGCUUGUAUCACCUGCACAGGUUUCCCCUUCUGUCGAAGUGUCUCAGGCUGCAGCAGCUUUGCUCGGAGCUCAGCGCCGGCGAGGUCGCCGUCGUACGUCUGUCGGAGUUCCCUGGAGGGGUCGAGGCGUUCGAGGUCUGCGCCAAGUUCUGCUACGGCAUCACCGUCACCCUCAGCGCGUUCAACAUCGUCCCCGUGUGGUGCGGCGCUCACUACCUGGGGAUGAGCGAGGACGCCGACCGCGGCAACCUCCUCGGAAAGCUCGACGUCUUCUUCCGCUCCUGCAUCCUCCGCCGGUGGAAGGACACGCUGGUGGCGCUGCAGAGCACGCGGCAGCACGCGCCUGCCCUCUGCGAGGAGCUCGGCGUCACCGGCCGCUGCGUCGACGCCGUCGCCACCGCCGUCAUCGCCAAUCCCCUCACCACCAGGUGGGCCAACGACCUCAGCGAACUCUGUGUCGACCACUACUGGCGAGUCAUGGUCUCCGUCAAGUCCGCUGGGAUCGUCCCCGCCAAGCUCGUCGGCGAGGCGCUGCGUCUCUACGCGCACCGGUGGCUCCCGAUCGACGACGACGGCGGCCGAGACGCCACCGCGAAGCAGAAGCAGGUGAUGGAGAAGAUAACGAGCUUGCUGCCGCCGGAAAAAGGCUCCGUUUCCUGCAGUUUCUUGCUCGAGCUUCUCAAAGCCGCAAACUUUCUCCAAGCUCCCGCUCCAUUGAAGCUUGAAUUGGCCAGAAGAGCCGGACUGCAAUUGGAAGAAGCAACCGUCGACGAUCUCUUGAUCCCAUCAAACUCCGGCGACACAUUAUACGAUGUGGAUUUAUUAAUGUCCAUACUGGACGAGUUCUUGCUUCAGGGCCAGAGCCCCACAACCACUCCUCCGAGAGAGAAGCUCAAGUGCGAGAGGCGGCGGUCGCGAUCGGCCGAGAAGGCCGACUUCGAAGGCCGGCGAUCCUCCUCCUCGGCCUCGCACAGCUCCAAGCUGCGAGUAGCCAAGCUCAUCGAUGGCUACCUCCAAGAAAUCGCCAAAGACAAGAACUUGACCAUGGAGAAGCUAAUUGCUGUUGCUGAAGCUGUUCCAGAUUUCGCCAGGGUCGAUCACCAUGAUCUCUACAGAGUCGUCGACAUCUUCCUCAGGUCCCACCCUGAGCUCGACAAGAAUGCAAGGAAGCAACUGUGCAGAAUGUUGGAUUGCAAGAAGCUCUCCGUCGAGGCCUGCAUGGAGGCAGCACAGAAUGAGCUGCUUCCUCUGAGGGUGGUGGUGCAGGUCUUGUUCUUCGAGCAAUCUCGGGCGGCCAUGUCAGGUUGCCAGGUCGCUGAGUUGCCUGGCAACAUCAAGGCCCUGCUGGCUAAGACCGCCGAAGACGAAGACGACGAAGCAGUAAAAAAGCUUCACCACAUUGGCACUGAUACUCCAUUGGAAGAACAUUGGAGAAUCUCCCGGUUGAAAUGUCCAACCGCCAAAUUCGAAACUCUCAAGAUGAAGCUCGCCGAGGAGGAGGAGGACGACAAUGAGAUCGCUCUCUUGAGGAGUGCUUCUUCGCGACUCCGAGCCCUGUGCUCACUUCCAAAGAAACCUAAAAGAAUCAUCAGUAAAUUCUUAGCUAUGAACAGACGUGCAAGUCAGAGGCAAUGAUCAAUAAACUAUAUCACAAAUCUUGUGUAUCUGUGGCUUUUCUUUGCUAAGCAAACUGUAGUCUAUAGCUAAUUAUGGCAUAAUUGAAUAUAUUAGAAGCCAAGAAUAGCCAUCAUUAGAUGCGAUUCACAUGAAUGGAGAUUAUUCUCAUCA